This is a messenger RNA of Leptopilina boulardi, 1815 nucleotides long. Its product is annotated as odorant receptor 22c-like. Gene Ontology annotation, cellular component: plasma membrane. The coding region runs from base 106 to 1815 and encodes 569 amino acids. The transcript has 10 exons. The record is from RefSeq and is a predicted model, not a curated record. NCBI's taxonomy places the organism in Eukaryota, Metazoa, Arthropoda, Insecta, Hymenoptera, Figitidae. Gene Ontology annotation, biological process: detection of chemical stimulus involved in sensory perception of smell; sensory perception of smell. Gene Ontology annotation, molecular function: olfactory receptor activity; odorant binding.
ACAAAGUUGAUUGUUUAUAAAUUCAUAAGUUUUACGCAAGCGCAAACUUUUAGUUUUCAUUGAAACAAUAAAGGAAGGCAUUUAGUAUAAAAUCUAUUUUUGCUGAUGAAAGAUAUGUCUAUGGAAAAUUUCAAUAAAACAUACAAAUCAGAUAUAAGAUAUGCAAUUAAUACUUGUCGAUGGAUUGCAUUAUUUUUGGGAUUAUGGCCAAAUAAUAAUGAGAAAUUUUUAAAAAAAUUAUUAAAAAUAUUUAUAAAUUUUUUAUCAAUUACACUAAUGAUAUUUGUUAUUGUUUCUUGUAUUUUAUUUGGUAUUUUUGAAUUAAAUGAAAUAUCACAAAAAAUUAGCUUAACAGGACCAACAAGUUUUUAUAUUAUGGCAUUUAUGAAAUAUUCAAUAAUUUUAAUACAUAGUCAAAAUUUGGAAAAUUGUUUUCAAUUUAUGGAAAUUGAUUGGCAAUAUCUUAAAAAUAAUGAACAUCGUAAAGUAAUGUUAAAAUAUGCAAAAUUAGGAAGAUCCAUGACUAUUCUUUGUGCAACAUUUAUGUAUACUGGUGGUUUUUGGUUUCAUAUUUUAAGUCCAUUAACAGCUGGAGCAAUUGUUACGCAUAAAAAUAUUAGUUGUCAACCAUUUCCACUUCCAAUUUAUGGCAAUUAUUUAACAACAGGAGAGAGUCCAAUUUAUGAAAUUAUUUAUUUUACACAUAUUAUUGUUGUUUGUAUAAUGGAAUCAAUAGCUGUUGUUACAUUUAGUUUUGCGGCAAUUUUAACAAUUCAUGCAUGUGGUCAAUUUGAAAUUGUUAUUAUUUAUUUAAAUGAUCUUGUCAGUGAAUUGGAAAAGGAGAAAAUUUUUCAUCUCAAUGAUAAAUUAAUUAUUACUGUGAAUUCACAUCUUCGAGUAUUGAGUUUUGUUUCUCAAUUGGAAUCUGUUUUUAACGAAAUAUGUUUUAUUGAAAUUAUGGGCUCAACACUUAAUAUUUGUUUACUUGGAUAUUACACAAUUAGGGGAUGGAAAAAUGAUGAAGAACUGGCAACUAUAAUAUCAUAUACUAUUAUUCUUGCUUCUUUUAUUUUUAAUAUCUUUAUUUAUUGUCUAAUUGGAGAAAUGGUGACUAUGCAGGCUAGAAAAGUUGGUGAAAAAAGUUACAUGAUAGAAUGGUAUUUAUUGCCAAGAACAACGUCAAAAGAUUUAUUAUUUUUUAUUAUAAUUUCACAAUUUCCACCAAAAAUUUCAGUGGGAAAAAUUUUUGUAUUGUCUUUUGAAACUUUUAGUGCGAUACUUAAAACAUCCGCAGCAUAUUUAAAUGCUCUGUGGAAAAUGUCACAUGUUACACCUGUGGCAUUUAGUUUUGUUGCAAUGUUUACAUUACAUGCGUGUAGUCAAUUUGAAAUUGUUAUUUUUUAUUUAAAUAAACUUCUCAAUAAAGUUGACAAUGAAAAAUGUACAAUUCAUGAAAAAUUUGUUAUUAUUGUCAACUCACAUCAUCGUGUUAUAAGUUUUGUUGCUAAAUUAGAGGCUGCAUUCACGGAAAUAUGUUUAAUAGAAAUAUCGAUUUGUACAGUCGCCUUGUGUUUGAUAGGUUAUUAUAUGAUAAUGAAUUGGAAGGAGAACAAUUUUGCUAAUGUUGUAACAUAUAUAAUUCUUCUAAAUGUUUAUAUUUUCAACAUUUUUAUAUAUUCAUACAUUGGAGAACUGCUUACUACUCAGGCCAGAAAAGUUGGUGAAACAUGUUAUAUGAUAGACUGGCAUCAAUUGCCAAAAAAUAUUUCGCAAGAUUUGUCAUUUUUAAUUCAAAUUGGUCAAUUACCAAAAUAA